UGAAAGGCCGGUCGGAUGUCGAGAUUCCAAAACAAUUCGACGCGAGACGCGACACAAGCAACAUCGUAACGUUCCGGUGCAAGAGUGCAAGAAGUGACUAUUUUUUGGUGAUUGUGUGAUUUCCGUUUACACGGAUUCCGAUACGAUAAAAUGGUUCGCAGUUUGGCACAGUGGACAAAGACAUUGAGUUUCCCAGCCAGGAUUAGCCCCAAUAAGGGUUCAAAGGAUAACAUUAAUAUUCACCAGAUCAGUCCGACCAUCACCCCCACACCCAGCAACAAUUCGUUGACCAAGAACAACGAGAUGAACACCAUCAUGAACAACAACAUGAGUGAGGUCAGCCAAAUCUAUCCCGAUCCCGAGUCCGAGAAGGCGAUUAUGAGCUCAGUUGUCUACUGCAUCCAUCACAAAGAAGGAUGCAAGUGGUCCGAUGAAUUAAGAAAACUCAAGGGUCAUUUAAAUACGUGCAAACAUGAUGCCAUACCGUGCACCAGCAAAUGCGGCGCCCAAAUCCCCAGGGUUCUCAUGGAGGACCAUCUGAAAUACACAUGCCCACAAAGAAGAACCAGAUGCGAAUUUUGCAAUAAAGAAUUCACCGGUCACACCUUGGAGAACCACGUCGGAAACUGCGGCUACGAACCGUUGUACUGUGAAAAUAAGUGCGGUGUCAAAGUCCACCGCAGACAUUUGAGCCAACACAAGGCCGGGGACUGUGUGAAAAGACUCCUGCCUUGCAGAUAUUGCAGCAAGGAAUUCGUGGCCGACACUCUGGCCGCCCACCACUUGAAGUGCGGCCGCGUUCCCGUCUCUUGUCCCAACAGAUGCGACGUCAACGUCCUGGCCAGAGAGGAACUGGAGGCGCACCUGAAGGAGGAAUGCACGGUCUCGGUGCUCGCCUGUAGUUUCAAAGAGGCGGGCUGCAGAUUCAAGGGACCCAGAUACAACAUGGAGAAGCACUUGGAGGAGAACUGCCAGCAACAUCUCACUUUGAUGUGCAGCAUGGUGUCCAAGCAGCAGCAUCAGAUUACGUCGUUGAAGAGUGCGCUCUCUAGAUUGUCCUUGAACUAUUCGGGAACUCUGAUCUGGAAGAUCAGCGAUUUCUCCGCGAAAAUGGCCGAGGCCAAGAACAAGGAAGGCAUGGAAUUGGUGUCUCCUCCGUUUUAUACUAGUCAAUAUGGAUACAAAUUACAGGCUUCUCUAUUUCCAAAUGGAAACGGAGCCGGUGAAAAUUCCCACAUCUCCGUCUACAUCAAAAUCUUACCAGGGGAGUACGACGCUCUUCUAAGAUGGCCUUUUGCCCAUUCAGUGUCCUUUACACUGUUUGACCAAUCGACUUGUCCGGAGAAAGCUUGCAAUAUCGUGGAGAGCUUCAUUCCAGAUCCAACAUGGAAGAAUUUCCAGAGACCCAGCAAAGAACCAGAUUCCUUGGGAUUCGGGUUCCCCAAGUUCGUCUCGCAUGAGAUGCUCAAAAAGAGACACUUCAUGAAGGAUGACACAAUGUUCAUUAGAGUUAAAGUCGAUCCCAGCAAAAUUGUGGCCGUUUAGGCUAUUUGUUUUUGUUUGUUUUUUUUUUAUUUUUAAAAAAUUGUUUUUGUUUUGAUCUCAUAAUGUACAAAGUGUAUAUAAUUAUAAAUAUUUAUAUUCAAUUUGAUUUUAUGUUUAAGACUGUAUAUUUUGGCACCUAUAAAUACUACUUAAAAGUUCAUUUACUUCGGGAUAAUGUGGGUUUGUGUAACCUAACAAAGUGGCUUUAUAACCUAACUUUUAAAGUUUGCAGAUCUCCAAGAGAUCAUCAUAAGAAAUUAGUUUUAAUUUUGGACGCGUCUGAAUUUCUGUUUAUUUUGUAUAUAUAGAAUAUUAAAAGUUUUACAAUGGAAACUUUUAAUAUUUACGACUAGUUAGGUUUCUCAGGAAUGAACAUCUUUGGGACUUGUAUGUAUUUUUGUGAUAGCUGGAAAACACCAAAGUUCUGUUUAUACAGUUUUGUUUGUAUAUAUAACUUUAGAGGAAGAAUUAUUUUUAAGUCAUACUUAGUCAAUUAGGUUUAAUUUUGUACUUUAUUAAUGCGAAGUUAAGCAAUAAAUA
This is a messenger RNA of Aethina tumida (small hive beetle), 2085 nucleotides long. It is a transcript of the gene Traf4, whose product is annotated as TNF receptor-associated factor 4. Gene Ontology annotation, molecular function: zinc ion binding; protein binding. The transcript has 5 exons. Gene Ontology annotation, biological process: regulation of canonical NF-kappaB signal transduction; regulation of apoptotic process; tumor necrosis factor-mediated signaling pathway. Gene Ontology annotation, cellular component: plasma membrane signaling receptor complex. The record is from RefSeq and is a predicted model, not a curated record. NCBI's taxonomy places the organism in Eukaryota, Metazoa, Arthropoda, Insecta, Coleoptera, Nitidulidae. The coding region runs from base 151 to 1545 and encodes 464 amino acids.